CAGCGAAGCAAUCUCCACUACAGCGCGCGAGCGUCGAAGCACAGCUCUUGGUGGGUUUUCUGCGAGCUUGUUGUGCACAUUGUAUCGGGACCCUUCAUGGGCACUAUCACCCGCCCAAUCCGCAUUUGAGCGAACUAUGUCCUACACCUUCAAGAGAGAGAGGGAAAGCCGUCGGUGAAGCGUUUGUUCCGAUUACCGAACAAUGCCCACGAUGGCUUCUCUCGGUUAAGCAGUGUAGUAAGUGUAGUAUAAAAGGGUUGUACGUCUCAGUCGAACGAGUAUAUUGCUGUAUUCGCUCACCGAGUACCAUGUGUGUAUUAUUCUGUUGAAUUUUAAGAAACCACUACAGCAAUGGCGAUUGACAAGAAAAUCGGCAUUAUUCUUGCCAGUACCCGAUAUGUCCGGCAAGGCCUUGGUGUGGCGAACUACAUCCACGGGUUGGUUGAGCCACUUGCCGCAAAAGCAGGAGUUUCUAUCGACAUCAUAGAUCUUGCCGAUCACCCUCUUCCGUUUUAUGACGAACCGGCAUAUCCCAUGAUGUUACCAAAGGACAAUCCUAGUCCGCACUACAUCAACAGCUAUGCAAAGAAGUGGUCGACUAUCAUCAGCCAAUAUCAUGCCUACAUCUUUGUCACUCCCGAGUACAAUGGAAGCAUCCCAGCUGUUUUAAAGAAUGCUCUCGACCAUCUCUUUCAUGAGUGGCGUGGCAAACCUGUCGGCAUUGUUUCCUAUGGUACUGCGGGUGGCGCUCGUGCUAGCGUCCAUCUCGCUGAGAUUCUCAGUAUUUUCAAGGUCAAUACAGUGGCAACCAAGGUGACCUUCAAGUCAUCGCCAAAAGCCCAUGACUUCUACGUAGCUGCGAAGGCUCCACAGCCAGAAGAUGUGCAGCGAUGGAAGGACGAUGGUUCAGAAGGAGCAGUUGGGGUCAUGGUGGCUGAGAUCUUAGGAUCCCUACUAGGUUAAAGAUACAGCUUAGAAUGGAGAGAAAUUCAUAGAUCAGCGGCUUUAGUGGGGUUCAUUCCCAAUCUCCAAGCUUCACGAUUCGUUGGGAAGCCUCAACAUACACAAGAAAAUAGACGACAGAAUAAAUAGAAAUGUAAAAAUCAUCAAGAUAUUCUUCAAUGUUUGUUUAAACAAAAAAAGCAAUACUGUUUAAUGCCGGGCUACUCAGUUUACU
Messenger RNA from [Torrubiella] hemipterigena, 1177 nucleotides. Lineage: Eukaryota; Fungi; Ascomycota; Sordariomycetes; Hypocreales; Clavicipitaceae. The record is from the annotation of a GenBank genome assembly.